Messenger RNA from Micromonas commoda, 704 nucleotides. RefSeq lists its product with no specific name. Gene Ontology annotation, molecular function: oxidoreductase activity; antioxidant activity. The record is from RefSeq and is a predicted model, not a curated record. Lineage: Eukaryota; Viridiplantae; Chlorophyta; Mamiellophyceae; Mamiellales; Mamiellaceae. The coding region runs from base 16 to 627 and encodes 203 amino acids. The transcript has 2 exons.
CGCAGCACGAACACCAUGUCCGCUUUCACCCUCUCCGCCUCCCACGCCGUCGCCAAGACCGCCGGUCUCCGCGCCAAGACCCAGGCCGGAUCCGCCGUCCGCCGCGCCGUGACCACCAAGGCUGCCGUCAAGGUUGGCGACAAGGCGCCGGACUUCGCCCUCAUGGGUGAGGGCUUCGAGGUCACCAAGCUCUCUGAUCUCAAGGGCAGCAAGGUUGUCCUCGCCUUCUUCCCCGCCGCCUUCUCCGGCGACGCCGACGGCGGAUGCCAGUGCCAGCUCCAGGCCCUCCAGUCCAUCGCCAAGACUGACGGCGUCAAGGUCCUCGGCAUUUGCAAGGACCAGCCCUUCGCCAUGGGCGCCUGGAAGCAGGUCCAGGGCAUCGACUGCCUCUCCGACUGGUCCCUGAAGACCUGCGAGGCGUACGUGGGCACCCUCGACUUUGGCGAGUUCCUCGACGGCCUCGACGUGUCCACCGACUUCAAGGGGUACAUGGCGUCCAGGCGCGGCUGCGUGGUGCUCGACGAGGACCAGAAGGUGAUCUACUCGUGGAACGGCAUGCCCGACCAGCUCCCGGACACCACCGAGAUCCAGGCCGCGCUCGGCAUCGGCAAGACCGACUUCGCGUGAGCGUCGGGAGCGCCCCGAGCGUCCGCUCGAGACGACGAAGGUUAUGUUUUUAAAUGAGCAAGUGAGUGAUGCAAGGG